Molecule: messenger RNA, 375 nt
Organism: Parnassius apollo (apollo)
Lineage: Eukaryota; Metazoa; Arthropoda; Insecta; Lepidoptera; Papilionidae
Source: the annotation of a GenBank genome assembly
AUGAAGCGCGCAUUACAAGAAAAAGAAAUUCAAAAUAUCUUGCAAGAAGAUAUUCCUUCGGAUCCUGAAAGUUGUGUGGAGUCGGAUUCAGACUGUGGCUCAGAACCAGACAUUGAUCAAGCCCCCGAAUUCACCCUUGGUAAUGACACUGUCGCUGUGCAGACAUUCAAUGACAACUUUGACUCGGAUGAUGAUAUACCUCUGGCUAAUUUUAUUGAUUUACUAAACGACAAAAUCUUGGCUUGUGGUACUGUAAAUGCUACUAGAAAAGAUUUACCUACACUCAAAGAAGAUACUAAGUUAGAAAGGGGUGAACAUGACUAUCGAGUCAGUGACACAAAUGUUACUGUGAUGAAGUGCAAAAAUAUGAUAUAA